CCUCGUCGUAAAAACAAAACAGCUGGCAGUUUAAACGACAUUUAUAUUUUUUUUACUUAUCAAGGAAAUUGAGAUGAUAAAAGCUAUACUUGUUUUUAAUAAUCAUGGGAAGCCGAGGCUGUCGAAAUUCUAUCAGUAUUUCGAUGAAAGCCUGCAGCAACAAAUAAUCAAGGAGACUUUUCAGUUAGUAUCUAAACGGGAUGAUAACGUUUGCAACUUUCUAGAGGGCGGAAGCUUAAUCGGCGGAUCGGACUAUAAGCUUAUUUAUAGACACUAUGCCACGCUGUACUUUGUUUUCUGUGUGGACUCCUCAGAAAGUGAAUUGGGGAUCCUUGACUUGAUCCAAGUCUUUGUGGAAACCCUCGACAAGUGUUUUGAAAACGUGUGCGAGCUGGACUUAAUAUUUCACGCUGAUGCAGUUCACCACAUUCUUUCAGAACUUGUGAUGGGGGGAAUGGUUCUGCAAACCAAUAUGAACGAUAUAAUGGCCAGAAUUGAGGAGCAGAACAAAAUUGUCAAACAGGAGGCAGGAAUUUCGGCCGCACCUGCUAGAGCUGUCAGCGCCGUGAAGAGUAUGAACAUUCCUCAACAGAUUAAAGACAUAAAGUUACCUGACCUGCCACAGGCAAUUAAGGACUUUAAGUUCUGACAAAUGCACGUCUCAUAAAUCUCAUAAUUGUCUAUAAUCUGUUAAAACUAGUGCUAUUUCACAGUCCUUCAAGAAUUUCGAACAGGAACCGACUGUUUCCGUAAUAAUAGGUCCCAUUAAUUCAAUGUAUUUCCCUUACCAAAUAAAUAAGCAAAAUAAUUACCAGUA
Messenger RNA from Drosophila eugracilis, 817 nucleotides. It is a transcript of the gene or, whose product is annotated as AP-3 complex subunit sigma-2. The coding region runs from base 74 to 649 and encodes 191 amino acids. Gene Ontology annotation, cellular component: intracellular membrane-bounded organelle; AP-3 adaptor complex; membrane coat. Gene Ontology annotation, biological process: intracellular protein transport; Golgi to vacuole transport. Lineage: Eukaryota; Metazoa; Arthropoda; Insecta; Diptera; Drosophilidae. The record is from RefSeq and is a predicted model, not a curated record. The transcript is spliced from 4 exons.